AAAUAAAUGAGAAUUAGACAUGACAAUUUUUGGUCACAGUUUUUAAGUUUAGUGCAGAAAAGGUACCCCAAUAUUUUGCAAGAUUUGCUGUAUACACACUAAGCUAGAGUGAGGGUAAUCUUUAAUAGAGAAGGCCAAUGAAUUAACUGAAUUGAUUUGUCAUUGACUAGACGAAGCUGGAUCAAUUGACCUGCUUGGUUUGCCGUAGGCUUGCAAUGGUAUCCUAGCAACCCAAACAAAGAACGGGUACGGUGUUUAAAGCAAUGUCGGACAUUUUUACAUUUAUUUUAACAUUCAAACUAACUUUUGUAGCUACUGCUGAGCUACUUGUUGCUUAACGUUAGUGUUUGGUUGACUUACGUGUCAAAGUAGGCUAUCUUACUUUAUUAGCUGUAGAGUACCCUACCGGUGCUUCUGUAGCACGCUGGUGAAGAUGGACCAAACCUCAUGUCUUCCUCGUAUUUAUGUGGAAAGAACUCUGGCCCUUAUUAAACCAGAUGCCAUCCACAAAGCGGAGGAGAUAGAGGAUAUUAUUCUCAGAUCCGGCUUCAUUAUCCUGCAGAAGCGGAUGCUACAGCUAAGUCCAGAGCAAUGCAGUGACUUCUACGCAGACCAGUAUGGAAAGCUCUUCUUUCCCAGCUUGACUGCCUUCAUGAGCUCCGGCCCCACCAUUGCCAUGACUCUGGCCCGCGACAAUGCUAUUACCCACUGGAAGUCCAUCAUAGGGCCUGUCAACAGCAUCAAGGCCAGGGAAACUCAUCCGGAGUGCCUUAGAGCAAAAUAUGGCAGUUCCGACCUGAAAAACGCACUCCAUGGCAGUGAGUCAUUUCAUGCGGCUGAAAGGGAGAUCAAAUUCAUGUUCCCAAACUCUAUAAUCGAGCCCUUUCCCUCAAGAGAAGCAACCGAAGAAUACCUGAGCAGGUAUGUAAACCCAACUCUGCUACACGGACUCACUGAGCUCUGCAAGCACAAGCCACACAACCCCUGUAUUUGGCUGGCUGACUGGCUGAUCACAAAUAAUCCAAACAUGCCUAAAAUAUGUGAGGGAGCCAUUGUGGAAGAAGCGUAAUGAAUGCAUUAUUUAAGUUUUUUAUAUGUUCAGUAGUAUGAUUAAAUACAUGUCUUUUCAGCACUAAUCAUCUGAUGUGUUUGCGUUUUGUUAAAGCUAUAAUCCAUUUGUUCUUUUUAAACACUUCUUUAAACAAUGUGACUUGAUUCAAAACCGGAAUUAAAAUGCAGCGUGUCAACAGGUUAA
Messenger RNA from Micropterus salmoides (largemouth bass), 1255 nucleotides. RefSeq names its product NME/NM23 family member 5 (gene nme5). The coding region runs from base 434 to 1069 and encodes 211 amino acids. The transcript has 5 exons. Gene Ontology annotation, biological process: CTP biosynthetic process; negative regulation of oxidative stress-induced intrinsic apoptotic signaling pathway; GTP biosynthetic process. The record is from RefSeq and is a predicted model, not a curated record. Gene Ontology annotation, molecular function: nucleoside diphosphate kinase activity. NCBI's taxonomy places the organism in Eukaryota, Metazoa, Chordata, Actinopteri, Centrarchiformes, Centrarchidae.